AUGGCUGACGGUAAGCACUCAACGCCUCCACCAGCACCAGCAACCAUGCAGUCAGUCAGAUCCGCUCAGUUCAACUUCCCCAAGGAGGAAGAAAAGAUUCUCCAGUUCUGGCGCGAGAUUGACGCCUUCAAGCGCUCCCAGGAACUUAAUAAGGACAAGGAGCCUUUUGCCUUCUUUGACGGACCUCCAUUCGCCACCGGUCUUCCCCAUUACGGACAUUUGCUUGCCGGUACCAUCAAGGAUAUCGUCACUCGUUUCGCCCACAGCACUGGACACAGCGUCGAGCGUCGUUUCGGUUGGGAUUGCCAUGGUUUGCCUGUUGAGUACGAGGUUGACAAGGCCCUCGGCAUCACUGGAAAGGCCGAUGUUUUGGCCAUGGGUAUCGACAAGUACAACGAGGAGUGCCGCAGCAUUGUCAUGCGUUACGCCAAGGAAUGGCGCCAGACCGUUGAGCGUGCUGGACGCUGGAUCGAUUUCGACAACGACUACAAGACCUUGAAUGUCGAGUUCAUGGAGUCCGUCUGGUGGGUCUUCAAGACCCUCUUCGACAAGGGCCAGGUUUACCGUGGUGUCCGUGUCAUGCCCUUCUCGACCGCCUGCAGCACCCCCGUCUCCAACUUUGAGGCUCAGCAGAACUACAAGGACGUCAGCGACCCCUCCGUCGUCGUCUCCUUCCCCCUCUUGAACGAUCCCUCCGUCUCCUUCUUGGCCUGGACAACUACCCCCUGGACCUUGCCCUCCAACUUGGCUCUCUGCGUCAACCCCACCCACGACUUUAUCAAGUUCUUGGACGAGGCCUCUGGCAACACCUACAUCAUGCUCGAGAAGCGCCUCUCGAUCCUCUACAAGGACCCCUCCAAGGCCAAGAUCAAGAUUCUCGAGCGCAUGAAGGGAGCUGACUUGAAGGGUAUCCAGUACGUCCCCCUCUUCGAGUACUUUUACAAGGAGUUUGAGGCCACUGGUUUCCGCGUCUUGAACGACGAGUACGUUGAUGAUUCUGCCGGUACCGGUGUUGUUCAUCAGGCUCCCGCCUUCGGUGAGGACGAUUAUCGUGUCUGCAUCAACCACGGCGUUAUUACCGCCGAUGGUCACAUUCCUUGCCCCGUCGACGAAUCCGGCAAGUACUUUGAUGUCAUCACCGACUUCAAGGGCAUGCAUGUCAAGGAGGCCGACAAGUUGAUCCAGAAGCACCUCAAGGGCAAGGGUCGCUUGAUUGUCCAGACCCAGAUCAACCAUAGCUACCCCUUCUGCUGGCGUUCCGACACUCCCUUGAUCUACAAGGCCUUCCCCUCCUGGUUCGUUCGCGUCCAGCCCAUUGUCGACAAGAUGUUGAAGAACAACGCUCAGUCUCGCUGGGUUCCCGGAUUCGUUCAGGAGAAGCGCUUCGCCAACUGGAUCGCCAACGCUCGCGACUGGAACAUCUCCCGCUCCCGUUACUGGGGUACCCCCAUCCCCAUUUGGGCCACCGAGGACUUUUCCGAGAUGCGUUGCAUUGGCUCUUUGGCCGAGCUGGAGGAGGUUUCGGGAUGCGGCAAGUUGACCGACAUCCAUCGCCACUUUAUCGACAACAUCACCUUCAAGUCGCCCACGACCGGCAAGACCAUGCGCCGUGUUGAGGAUGUCUUUGAUUGUUGGUUCGAGUCUGGAUCGAUGCCUUACGCUCAGCAGCACUACCCCUUCGAGAACAAGGAGUCCUUUUCCAAGGGAUUCCCCGCCGAUUUCAUCUCGGAGGGAUUGGAUCAGACCCGUGGAUGGUUCUACACCCUCUUGGUUCUCUCGACCCACUUGUUCGACACUCCCCCAGCCAAGAACCAGAUUGUCAGCGGUCUCGUCCUCGCCUCCGACGGCAAGAAGAUGUCCAAGCGCCUCAAGAACUACCCUGAGGCCAACAUUAUCUUGGAUGCCUAUGGUGCUGAUGCCCUCCGUCUCUACCUGAUCAACUCGCCUGUCGUUCGUGCCGAGACCUUGAAGUUCAAGGAGGAGGGUGUCAAGGAUGUCAUCACCAAGGUCUUCUUGCCCUGGUACAACGCCUACAAGUUCUUUGUCAACCAGACUGUGUUGCUGAAGAAGGAGUUCAACCACGACUUUAUGUACAACGGCGCCUUGAAGAAGAGCGAUAACGUCAUGGACCGCUGGAUGUUGGCCUCUUGCCAGAGCUUGAUCAAGUUUGUCCGCGAGGAGAUGACCAACUACCGCCUCUACACCGUCGUGCCCCGCCUGUUGCGCUUGAUCGAAGAGUUGACCAACUGGUACGUCCGCUUCAACCGUCGCCGCCUGAAGGGUGAGAACGGUCUUGAGGAUGCCACCCAGGCCAUGAACACCCUCUUUGAGGUCCUCUACACCUUGGUCCGCGUGAUGUCGCCCUUCACUCCUUUCUUGACCGAGAACAUGUACCAGACCUUGAAGACCUUCUUGCCCAAGGACCCCAAGAUUGUCGACGAUCGCUCGGUUCACUUCUUGGACUUCCCCGAGGCCAAGGAGGAAUACUUUGAUGACGAUAUUGAGCGCGCCAUGUCGAGGAUGCAGGCCGUCAUUGAGUUGGGCCGUACCACCCGUGAGCGCAAGACCAUUAGCUUGAAGACCCCCCUGAAGGAGUUGGUUGUCAUCCACCCCGACCCCCAGUACCACGCCGAUGUCAAGUCGUUGGAGUCGUACAUUGUCGAUGAGCUCAACGUCCGUAGCCUGAUCGUCACGUCCGACGAGGCCCAGUAUGGCGUCAAGUACACGGUCGAGGCCGAUUUCCGUUCGUUGGGAGCCAAGCUGAAGAAGGAUGCCGUCAAGGUCAAGAACGCUUUGCCCAAGUUGAGCGAGGAGCAGAUCAAGGACUUUAUCCGCAACAAGGCGAUCACCAUCGAGGGCCAUAACUUGAGCGAGGAGGAUUUGACUGUUGUCCGGUUCUUUGAGUCGUCCGAGAACAGCUUGGAGACCAACUCUGACAAGGAUGUGUUGAUUCUGUUGGAUGUGAAGCGUUACCCCGAGCUGGAGCAGGAGGGAUUGGCGCGUGAGAUCAUUAACCGCGUGCAGCGUUUGCGCAAGAAGGCUGGUUUGGAGCCUACGGAUAUGAUCCACAUGUACUAUGAGUUUACUCAGGACCUCAACAAUGCACUGGAGCAGGUGAUCAAGGAGCAGGAUGAGACGCUUGUCCGUGCAUUGAAGCGGUCGUUGGAGCCUAUUGCCGCCAAGAAGGGGGCGGAUGCGGUUGUUAUUGAGGAGGCCCAGGAGGUCAACGGUUCGACCUUCAACCUUACCCUUGUUCGCGAUUAA
Linnemannia hyalina is the source of this 3264-nucleotide messenger RNA. The record is from the annotation of a GenBank genome assembly. Lineage: Eukaryota; Fungi; Mortierellomycota; Mortierellomycetes; Mortierellales; Mortierellaceae.